Pelodiscus sinensis (Chinese soft-shelled turtle) is the source of this 1465-nucleotide messenger RNA. It is a transcript of the gene IFT46, whose product is annotated as intraflagellar transport 46. Gene Ontology annotation, biological process: cilium assembly; intraciliary transport. Gene Ontology annotation, cellular component: intraciliary transport particle B; microtubule organizing center; motile cilium. The record is from RefSeq and is a predicted model, not a curated record. Lineage: Eukaryota; Metazoa; Chordata; Testudines; Trionychidae.
CGCGCUUGUCUUUGUCACUAGACCAAAAUAGUGGAAAACCAGCCCUACGACGAGAGCCUGGAGAUCAACGACUCCGAAGAGGUGGCCAGUGUCUACACCCCAACUCCACGGCAGCGAGGUAGGGGCCGCCUCCGCUCCCGCCCUAAAUGCCGACGGGCAGCUUGAGCCUCGCUGCUACAGCGUCUUAGCCUCCCCCAGGGGGUGAAAACUCAGUUCCUCAAAACUGGAGGGGAGCAGGCUCGUUGGGAUUCGCUGGACGCACGGUGCUGUGGGGGUAACGCAGAACGCGCGUUUUAAAUACCAAAGGUGUUCCCUGGGGGUGAAAAAGAAGCUUGAGAGACUAGAUGCGCAGGUCCUAGGUCCACAUGCUCACAGCUCAAAAACAUGGCUGAUAACAGCAGUGAUGAGUAUGAUGAAGAAAUAAACAAGGAAAAGAAGGUAGCUCAACUGGCCCCACAGCAAGGAUUUAGUGAGAACGAGGAUGGAGAGGAUGAGGAUGAUUCGUCUGAAACUGACUCGGACGAUGAUGAUGAUGAUGAAGAGGAGCAUGGAGCCCCUUUGGAGGGUGCCUACAACCCUGCAGAUUAUGAGUAUCUACCAGUGUCUGCAGAGAUUAAAGAGCUCUUCCAGUAUAUAAGGAGGUACACUCCACAAAUGAUAGAGCUUGAACACAAACUGCAGCCUUUCAUUCCAGAUUUUAUUCCAGCUGUUGGAGACAUUGAUGCCUUCUUAAAGGUUCCACGGCCUGAUGGCAAGCCAGAUAACCUUGGCCUGUUGGUACUGGAUGAGCCAUCCACAAAACAGUCAGAUCCCACGGUGCUCUCUCUCUGGUUAACGGAAAACUCCAAACAGCACAACGUUGCACAGCAAAUAAAAGUGAAGAGCUUGGAGAAUGCAGAGAAGAAUCCCAAAGCUAUUGAUAACUGGAUUGAGAGUAUCAGUGAGUUACAUCGCUUCAAACCUCCUGCUACUGUGCACUACACCAGGCCAGUGCCCGAUAUUGAGACUCUGAUGCAGGAAUGGUCUCCAGAAUUUGAGGAGCUCUUGGGAAAGGUGAGCCUUCCAACUGCAGACAUCAGCUGUGGCCUGGCUGAGUACAUUGACAUGAUAUGUGCUAUUCUGGACAUUCCUGUCUAUAAGAGUCGGGUCCAGUCCCUGCAUGUCCUCUUCUCGCUGUAUUCAGAGUUCAAAAACUCACAGCACUUCAAAGCCCUGGCUGAAGGGAGAAAGGUAGGGAGUCCUCUAUCCAAUCCACCCUCACAGGCAGGAGAGGCAGAAGUGUUACGCUUCAGUUGAGAAAAAGACCUUUUCUUCAAGAACUAGGGCCUGCACUUAGGAGUAGAGCCUUGGCCUAAGACAACCAGCAGAGCAAAGCAUUACUGAAACCAUCUUUUCUCUCUGCACUGGCAGAUGGAUGAAUUAGUCAAGGUUAGAAUUUAACUUGUGGCUUUUAACCGGAAAUGCG